GCUUCUUGUUCACUGCCAUUAUGAUGGCGAACGAACGCAAUUAUAACGACAGUGUAGUGCAUGUUCUGCAAGAACUGACCAGUGAGGAUAAAAAAUAUGCGGCGGCACAUUUGAACGAAACCGAUGAAACUAGAAAAAAUGCCGUCGCGGAAAUUCGACGCUGGUGCGAGGACGAAUUGCGCGUACGAAUCGAUGAUUUUCUUAUCCUGAGAUUUUUGAGAGUGUGCGCAUUUAACCUCAAGGAUACUAAAACUAGGAUGCGAAACUAUUAUAAGCAGCGAUUCAACUUUCCAGACUGGUACAUGAAUAAGGAUCCAUUUCGGCCGGAAUUGCAGGAGCUGCUUGAUUCUGGGUUAUUUUUGCCUCUGCGGAAAGUGGAUAGUCGAGGAAGAUUGGUUAUCAUCUCACAUGCUACUCGAUAUGAUCCAACAAGACAUAAACCAUCGGACUUUUAUAAGAUCGGUUUGAUGUUGGCAGAGCUAGCGAUAAAGAAUAACCCCACAGCAUCUGUGUAUGGUUACGUAUUGUUCAUUGAUGUGGACAAUUUAACAAUACGUCAUGUUACUCAAUUUCGACCUUACAUACUGGAUAUAAUACACGCGUGGCAGAAUUGCGUUCCUAUAAGGUGGCAAUCAAUAAACAUUCUCAACGCACCGAUCAUUUUCGAUAUUACCAUCAGGAUUAUGAAAUCUUUCAUGACGAUUGAGAUGAAGAAUAGAUUUCACGUCUAUCGGCACAUGUUGCAGAGCUGUUUUGAAGAUGUUCCAGCUGAUAUCUUGCCAUUCGAAUAUGGCGGUACUGGUAGUACAAUUCGGGAAUUAACUGAUUAUUGGAAGAAAUUGAUUGAAGAGAAUCGCGAUUGGAUUAUGAGUGAUGAGAAUGGUAAGAUUGAAUAAGAUAUUGAAGCAGUGGAUUUAAAAUUGGCAAAAGAUAUUAAUGCUCGAAGAAGAGACAUGUUUGUAUUUAUAAUAGUAAUGUAAGUCGGACUUUGUUUUAAGAAUUUAGUGGAAAAAAAUUAUUAUAUGGUGAUUUUAUCGGUGGUAUAAUAUGAGUGAAAGGAUAAAAUAUAAAAUUUUUAUAUAGAAAAGACAA
Molecule: messenger RNA, 1092 nt
Organism: Wasmannia auropunctata (little fire ant)
Lineage: Eukaryota; Metazoa; Arthropoda; Insecta; Hymenoptera; Formicidae
Product: alpha-tocopherol transfer protein-like
Exons: 5
Coding region: 21-896 (291 amino acids)
Cellular component (GO): membrane
Molecular function (GO): phosphatidylinositol bisphosphate binding
Source: RefSeq, a predicted model, not a curated record